AUGAUUGAGAAAAGAAUCCAUCGUCUGAAAUAUAAAGCAUUUUACAAAAUUAUUCAAAAUGAGAGUGAACACGUUCAAACAAUCACGUUUGACUGUCAAAAAAACCAGGAUUUACCAAAAUUGCCUGACCAGGCAGCAUAUUAUAGCCGGCAAUUUAGCUUUUAUAAUUUUUCUAUAGUAUUGGGUAAUUCAAAGGCGAAACUUACGAAAGAAAAUGUACGAUCAUACUAUUGGGAUGAAACUACGCAUGCUAAGGGAAGUAAUGAAAUCAUAAGCGCAGUCUAUAAUUUCUUACAGCAACUAACAUUAAAUGAAGAAGACAAGAUUUUGAGAGUAAUUUCUGAUGGGUGUUCCGGUCAGAAUAAAAACACCGGGAUGAUUGCUAUGCUAGGAAAGUGGCUUUACUCAAAUGCUCCAAGACAUGUCAAAAAAGUGGAAUUAAUAUUCCCUGUCGUCGGCCGCUCAUUUAUUCCUUCUCAUCGGGUUUUCGCGAAAAUUGAGAAGACUCUUAAGACUCAGGUCAUAACUUCACCUUUAAAUUACGUAUCUGUAUUGGAAGAAAAUGCGACGUGCAUAAGUCUCGCAUCAAUUCCAGUUUACGACUGGAAAAAGGUUAUGAAACAAUAAUAAAACCAACAACCAGUUGGCAUUUUCCAUUCAUGAAAAGUUAACGAUUUUUUUUUGACCAGGACAAAGACAAACAAUAUUUUGGUACAAGGCGAGAUACAUUACAAUAGUGAAAUUAAUGAAAAGAAAGUAAUUACAAGAAAAAAUAAAAAAAUUACUAUGAUACAACCUGGGCUGAUUGAACCAAACAAAAUUUUACCGAAACGAGCCAAACUACAAGACGUUGUUAAGUUGUUGAAGAACCAAUUCGACGACAACUGGGUGGAAAUUGAUACGUUAAACUAUUACAAAUCCAUUCUAGAGAGAGCUCAGACACAGGACGAUGACAUUAUGUACGAGGAUGAUGGAGAUUCAGAAGAUGCAUAUGAUCUGUGUACGAGUGGAUUUGGGGAAAUUGGUUCGGUGUAA
Molecule: messenger RNA, 1035 nt
Organism: Diatraea saccharalis (sugarcane borer)
Lineage: Eukaryota; Metazoa; Arthropoda; Insecta; Lepidoptera; Crambidae
Source: the annotation of a GenBank genome assembly